Sparassis crispa is the source of this 327-nucleotide messenger RNA. RefSeq lists its product as hypothetical. The coding region runs from base 1 to 327 and encodes 108 amino acids. Lineage: Eukaryota; Fungi; Basidiomycota; Agaricomycetes; Polyporales; Sparassidaceae. The transcript has a single exon. The record is from RefSeq and is a predicted model, not a curated record.
AUGGCAUCGCUAAAUCCCCAUGUCAAGCUCCCGACCCUCACGGGAGAUAAUUACUAUGACUGGAAAUUUGCGGUUUCCAUGGUCAUGCGGCGCAACGCGUGCUGGGACGUUGUGAGUGGAAAGGUGUCGAAGCCUGCCGAAGACAAGUUGGGAGACUGGCCGAAGAAAGCGGAAGAUGGACUCACACUGAUCAGGCUCACAGUCGAUCCGAGCCAGUACGGCUACAUUCAUGAUUGCGCGGAUGAACCGGCGGCAUGGAAAGCAUUGGCAGCGGUCUACGAGAAAAAUAGCCGCGCGAACCGAAUCGCCCUCAAGCGUCAAUUCUAA